AUGAUCAAUAUCAUCUCCAGUAUCGUGGCCCGGGAUAACAACAACAAUAACAACGAUGGUCUCUCUACUCCCAUGGUCGAUCUCCUCAUCGCCCUCCUGGUGCUGAUCUUGAUCGCACUCGCUCUGGUUGGUGGACUGCUCCUCAUCCGCCGCAAACGCCAGGUUCAGAAACAAUCCCUCCUCCCCGUUCACCAUGGUCAAGUCCCAUCGCACCACCGUGGCUUAACUAUCACCACCAACAAGAAGGACUCUGUACUUGUGUAUGACGAAAAACGAAGCCUGAUGGCGAACUCCGACAGUCCCCCAACCAGCCCGGUUCCCGAGAUUCGCAUUACUUUCCCUGAAGAAGAAGACGCGUCUGGCAAGCGGCAGUCUGGCCGGAUGGUUGUCGUCCGCAUCAGUGACGCUGGCAGCAUCGGUCUUGAACCGUGUCAUGAGGAUCUGCCUCCGUACCAAUCUACCGAUAGCGGUCGCUUCCAGUCCCUCGAUCUCGAGCGUAUGGGUGGAUUGAAGGAGAAGGGGGAUCAUUACUCGUAG
Messenger RNA from Penicillium odoratum, 537 nucleotides. RefSeq lists its product as uncharacterized. NCBI's taxonomy places the organism in Eukaryota, Fungi, Ascomycota, Eurotiomycetes, Eurotiales, Aspergillaceae. Bases 1 to 537 code for a protein of 178 amino acids. The record is from RefSeq and is a predicted model, not a curated record. The transcript has a single exon.